This is a messenger RNA of Linum tenue, 81 nucleotides long. The record is from the annotation of a GenBank genome assembly. NCBI's taxonomy places the organism in Eukaryota, Viridiplantae, Streptophyta, Magnoliopsida, Malpighiales, Linaceae.
AUGUUCCUAAAGGAUUUGUGGCAGUAUAUGUUGGAGAGGGUGGCAAAAGGAAGAGAUUUAUCAUUCCAGUAUCCUUCUUGA